AUGAAAUCUCUCUUUAUCUGUCAGCUGUUACUUCUGUAUGGGACAGCUGUGGGCCUGGUAAGAGAAUACAUUUAUGUUUCACAGCAGAUGAACUGGACCACAGCUCAGGCCUACUGCAGGUAUCUCUAUAGGGAUAUAGCUAGCAUCACUACUGAAGAGGAAAACCAGAGAGCUGUGAACAUUACAGAAGACAACACUAUUCUCACAUGGAUUGGGCUAAAGAGAACUGAACCACUUGCAGAUACCUGGCAGUGGUCUGGUCAAGAAGAGCCUAAUUUCUUAAACUGGAGAGACAGCGAGCCAAAUGGUAAGAAUCAAGAUGAGAAUUGUGCUGCUAUUAAUGCAUAUGGCUGGAUUGAUGAUAAAUGUUGGAUAAAUCGCCCUUCAAUUUGCAACAGAAGGUUCACAUUGGUAAAGGAGAAUAAAACAUGGGAGGAGGCUUUUAAGUAUUGCAGGAGUCACUACUAUUAUCUGGCCAUUGUGGAUUCACAAACACUGCUAGACCUGCUUAAAACAGAGACCAAACAAGCCGAAACAGCCAGUGUGUGGACAGGCCUGCGCUUCCUCGAUGGAAAAUGGUUCUGGGUGGACGGAAUGCCAGUGCGAAGCCUGGUAUCAAUGCCUCAAUGCCCAUCCCGGCCCUACCACUGUGGUGCCUUCAACUUCAACACGUACACCUGGGAGAACAGAUACUGCAAUGAGAAGCUUAAUUUUCUCUGCUAUUACUGA
This is a messenger RNA of Hemibagrus wyckioides, 729 nucleotides long. Its product is annotated as L-selectin-like. The coding region runs from base 1 to 729 and encodes 242 amino acids. Lineage: Eukaryota; Metazoa; Chordata; Actinopteri; Siluriformes; Bagridae. The transcript has a single exon. The record is from RefSeq and is a predicted model, not a curated record.